This is a messenger RNA of Poeciliopsis prolifica (blackstripe livebearer), 3720 nucleotides long. RefSeq names its product rho GTPase-activating protein 20-like. The coding region runs from base 163 to 3099 and encodes 978 amino acids. NCBI's taxonomy places the organism in Eukaryota, Metazoa, Chordata, Actinopteri, Cyprinodontiformes, Poeciliidae. The transcript has 19 exons. Gene Ontology annotation, biological process: signal transduction; regulation of Rho protein signal transduction. The record is from RefSeq and is a predicted model, not a curated record. Gene Ontology annotation, molecular function: GTPase activator activity.
AUCUAAUGAGACGUCAGGAGGAGCUGCGGCGGCUGGAGGAGCUGCGCAAUCAGGAGCUGCAAAGACGAAAGCAGAUAGAAAUGAGGCAUGAGGAGGAGCGAAGGAGGAGAGAGGAGGAGAUGAUGAGGCACAGGGAGCAGGACGAGCUGAGGCGCCAGCCCGAUGGCAGCGGCUUCGUUCCAAACUACCACGAAAACGUUCUGUGUGCCUGAUGUUACUGGUGCUGCAGCCAUGGAACUGGACAGCUGGACACUGAGGCGUUGGGACUGGAUGGAUAACAUGUCUCCGCAGCAGCAGCAGGACGGCCUGCGCCGCGCCGGACAGCAGGACAACAAACGGAAUUACCGGCGUCAGUCUGCCCCGUCGCUGGUCAUCACCAAGGCUCUCACCAGGUCCAAAACUUUCUCCAGAGAAAGCGUCUCGUUCCUCGCAUGUCCAGAAACCUGUCCUCUCGUCCGGUCCUUCCUGACCGGCUCUGAUAGGUUCUUCCUCCUUUACGGACACGCCCAGCUGAAGACGGGCAUGCAGACCCAAGACCGGCACCUCUUCCUCUUCAGUGAUGUUUUGGUGAUCGCAAAAGCCAAAUCAGCGAACAACUUCAAGCAGAAAGUCCAGGUGCGCGUGUGUGAGAUGUGGACGGCAGGCUGUACUGAUGAAGUGUGUGAGGGAAGCACGGAUCCGGAGCGGAGCUUCGUCAUGGGCUGGCCCACCUGGAACUGCGUGGCUCUGUUUAGCUCAGCUGAACAGAAGGAUAGAUGGCUUUCACUCCUCAAGAGUCGGAUAAAAGAAGAGAAAGAGAAGGAGGAGCCAAAGACGAUUCCUCUGAGAGUUUACGGAAAGGGGCUGAACACCUUUGCCAUCACCAAGACACUUCCUGUCAGCAACUGGGACUCGGCCAAUGAGGUGAUCCGCCUGGCCUUGCAGCAGUUUGGCAUCAUAGGAAACGUUAAAGACUUCCAGCUGUGGGUCGUCUCCAAGAGAGACAACACACCUUACCCUCUGAUUGGUCAUGAGUUUCCCUUCAGCAUCCAGAUGAGUCACGUGAAAAGCUCAGUGGUUCUGGGAGACGGCGGCAGGGACACCGCGGCGCCCCCUGCUGACCGACAGAUGGCCAUGCAGGUGGAACAAAUGCAGGUGUACAAGCAGUGUCAGUUCAUCCUGAAGCCCCGCCCUGCAGAACCCCCUCAGCACCACCCGCCUGCAGAUUUCUCCCAGAAGUCGUUCAAAAGGCGCCGUUCGCUUGUUGGUUGGGCCUUCUGGAAAGGAUCGGCGUCUCAGCUGAACCAGCCGGCGGCGGCCGAAGAUGCUCCGGGCCGCUUGUUCGGCCGGUCGCUCAGCUCCAUCUGCGUGGACGGCGCUCUACCCAAGCCGGUCAUGGACAUGCUGGCCUUCUUGUACCAUGAGGGCUGCUGGACCCGUGGAAUAUUCCGCAGGUCGGCCGGGGCGCGGGCCGUCAGAGAGCUCCGGGAAUCUCUGGACGGCGGAGACUCUGAGCUUCCUCUCACCAAAGAGCACGUCUUCAUCAUCGCUGGAGUCUUCAAGGAUUUCCUGCGCAGAAUCCCAGGCAGCUUAUUGGGCUGUGAAGCCUAUGAAGAAUGGAUGGAUGUGUUGGAGGAAGAGGAUGAUGAGGAAGAGCAGGUCCAAGAUGUAAAGAGGAUGGUAGGUGGGCUGGCUAAGGAGAACGCGCUGCUGCUACGCCACCUACUGGCUGUGCUACAUGCUGUCCAGACCAAUGCUGAGGAGAACCAGAUGACGUCCUUCAAUCUCUCUGUCUGCAUCGCCCCCAGUUUGCUGUGGCCUCCGGGAACACCCUGCAGCCCAGAGGUGGAGGGACGAGGGACUAAGAAGGUGUGUGAGCUGGUGAGGUUCAUGAUCGAUCACUGUGAAGAGAUAGUGGGGGAUGAGCCAUCGGCAUUGUUUGGGGGGUUGUCAAGGAGACGCAGGAACGAGGAGAGCAGCACUUUAGAAUCCUGGACUUACCCCCUCACAGACUCCUCCUACGACAGCUUGGAAAACGAAUUGGACGAAAGAAGCAGCGCUUCUCCAGGUUCUUUCACAAGACGUGUCAGAAAAAACAGCCUGGAGUCCAUCUUAACAUUCAGUGACCAGGAAGCACAACCUUCUUGCACCUCGCCCUCCAUGGACCCUCAGCGUUCACAAAGGCGCCGUUCUGAGCCUGCUAUAGCGUACACUACCACCUUCUCUUCCUAUAUACCUGCUGCGGAUGACAACCUGGGUGACACUUCAAUAACAGAUGGAACCAUGACAAAUCUAUCAUCUCAACAUCCCACCAACUUAAACCUCACCACAGUCAUACAUCCACACACUGUGUCUCCUACAGAGCCUCUCCAGAAGGGGGCGCUUAAAGGCUACAUUGGCCUCCACCCUAACUCCUGGCUGAAAAAGGAAAGGAGGCUUUCGCUGACUAAGCAACAAAGUUUGGAAGAGGAGGACAGGCGAUUGGGUGGAGCAGCUCAACCCAAAUCAUCCACCAAAGGCUCAAAGGAGAAAGGAGAAAAAGGGAACAUCCAAAACCCACAGCCGGACUCACCCUCCAGCCCGUCCCUGCUCCACCGGAGCACAGGAGGCCUUCGCUUUAAAAAACCCGCCGGGCCGCCAGAAUCUUCCCUGACGGUUCAGAUGGGCAACAUGCUGAGCCACCCUGGAGGAAACGUCAACAUAAAGAGGAGCAAAGCACCUUUCUUCUACAGGCCCGGGAGACCGGCUCUCUCCCUGUUCAGAGAACCCAAAAGUCCAACGAUGGAGGACGGCAGCAGCAGGCUGACUCAGCGCCGAGGAUCAGAACCAGAGCGGCGGAUCGCUGAUCAGGCCUCCGCCUUCACACGCAGCAGGCUGCCCAGCGACCCGGGUCUGAAGCCGUCCCACGCAGAUGAGCCGGCCCGUUUCUGCCUCUCGCCCUGCGCCACCAAGGCAGUGAGAAACUACUUCUCCUCCCACCCGCUCAGCAGUCCUCACAGCAGCCAGGAGGUGGCGCUGGCCCUGGCAGAGAGCCAACAGGAGUGGCUGAAGCGAUGCAGUGACCCCACAGUGGAGCCCGAUUUGGAUCAGCUUCUGUUUGCUGAAGAGUCUUACGUUUGAAAUUCACUAACAGCACUUACCGUAUUCAUUUAAAUAAAAAUUACAAUUAGUCAAAUCAUCUUCUGCUCACGAGUUAAACACGUUUCAGGUCUUAGUUCUGGUUGCUUAGUGCCUUUCAGUUAUAGAUUGUGAUAUCAAUGGGUAGAUUUCCAUAUUUAUAGACGUUGCUAACUUUACAAAUACCUGCUGUAGCCUUCCUUUAUCAAUAACUGCACCUAUAAUUGGACUGAUAAUUUUAGCAGCAAGUUUUUUUUUUGCCAAAUUACAACCAUAAACUAUAAAUAUUUAAGUUGUUCUUGCAUUUAAAGACGAUUACGCUGUGUGGAUUUAAAUGUAGAGUUGAAUGCAUGUCAGAUGAGGUCAACAUUAUGAAAUAUUUAAAGACUUUUGCUGUGGAUACAUGUUCAGUUUGUGACGGCCAUUUUUCUUUACAUGCUCUAAGUUGCCAUUGUUGAAGUUAAAACAUUAAAUUAACUAAACUAAAAGGAAAACUCUGAUUCAGAAACUGCUGGUUAGAAAUGUGAUUUUUUUUUUUAUUUCAGUUUUUAUAAAUGGUGUGUUCCAGUCCUGUACAGUCUGAAAAUACAUUGCAAUAUUAAAGCGAUACAUGUUGGUUUUUGA